Bufo bufo (common toad) is the source of this 2321-nucleotide messenger RNA. It is a transcript of the gene ARF1, whose product is annotated as ADP ribosylation factor 1. The coding region runs from base 197 to 742 and encodes 181 amino acids. The record is from RefSeq and is a predicted model, not a curated record. Gene Ontology annotation, biological process: intracellular protein transport; vesicle-mediated transport. Gene Ontology annotation, molecular function: GTPase activity; GTP binding. Gene Ontology annotation, cellular component: cytoplasm; plasma membrane. NCBI's taxonomy places the organism in Eukaryota, Metazoa, Chordata, Amphibia, Anura, Bufonidae. The transcript has 5 exons.
AGGACGUAGCGCGUAGUCUGCUCUGACGUGGCCGCCGGGGUCCGCCAUCUUGUGCCGAACAAACCAACGCCUCAGAGACGCGGAGCGCGAACCGGACAGCUGCCGAGAGCGAGACAGGGCACCGGGCAGGGAGACGAGCGCAUCCGCGACGGAGAGAGAUUUGUCUUGCCGUGUCUGAUCCCGUCACAUUUCCAUCAUGGGGAAUAUGUUUGCCAACCUGUUCAAAGGCCUCUUCGGCAAGAAGGAGAUGAGGAUCCUCAUGGUGGGGCUGGACGCUGCUGGCAAAACGACUAUAUUAUACAAGCUGAAGCUGGGAGAGAUCGUGACCACAAUCCCCACAAUAGGUUUCAAUGUGGAGACUGUAGAAUAUAAGAACAUCAGCUUCACAGUAUGGGACGUGGGUGGUCAGGACAAGAUCAGACCCCUCUGGCGCCACUACUUCCAGAACACACAAGGACUGAUCUUUGUGGUGGACAGCAAUGAUCGGGAGCGAGUGAACGAGGCCAGGGAGGAGCUGAUGAGGAUGCUGGCAGAGGAUGAGCUCCGAGAUGCCGUCUUGCUAGUCUUUGCUAACAAACAGGAUCUUCCCAACGCUAUGAACGCAGCAGAAAUCACAGACAAGUUAGGACUUCACUCCCUCCGCCAAAGGAGCUGGUACAUUCAGGCGACCUGUGCCACUAGUGGAGAUGGGCUCUAUGAAGGACUGGACUGGUUGUCCAAUCAGCUCCGGAACCAGAAAUGAAACCACCAAUCAUCUUCAUAUUAUUAUUUUUUCUCUUCUAUGGGUUUUGUUCGUUUUUAUUUUUUGUCCUGCCCCAUCUUCUCUUCAUGCCCUCCUCCUCCUCUUCUCUCCGCUUCUCUCUAACGUGGCAAACUGUUCUACUUUGCGGUAUUGAGUGCCGGAAGCAGCGCGCUCUUUUCCUGACGGUAUGGCGCCAUGCUGUACAUGUGGCAGUGAGGAGCCUGAUGACCGGUGUCUUAUUUAAUGUAAAUAGUUUAUUUUUGUUUGUUUUUUGUUUCCGAUGAGGCAGUUUCUGGUUCUCCUAUGCAAUAUUACUCUCCAUCGGAAUGAUACCAUGUGUAGUACUGGGGGGGUUAGAGAAUCCAUGUGUGGUCCAGACUGUGGUAUUCACUAUGACAUUGCUCGUUUUCAGGAAUUCUUCCUAUUGCUAGUUUACCUGGCGGUGGAGGGGCUCUGAGAUGUGGCUCCAGGACACCCUCAGGCAGUGCACAGGGUAGGGUGGCCUAAUACUUGGACCUUAUUAGUGUCACACACAAGGGUUUAAGCUUGAUGCUCUUCUUUUUUAAUUUUUGCAUGGUUCUAAGGCAGGCUCCAGUACUUGCGAUGCUGCUGGAUCUGUCGGCGUCUUGCGGCUGCUUCUGUUGGUGCUGAAGUGACAACGUACAUAGGUGACGUCACCGAGGAAAGGGGACAACUCUCCUGUUGGGUGACACUGAGAUUUCUGGAGGUUGCACAAUUUCCUGGAUUUUUAUCAGUUUGAAUCCGCUUUGCUAACUUCGAUCUACUUGAAAUCAUGGCCACUUUGUGUGGUAUUCGGGCACCUGCCUUAUCAGCAGGUCCUCUCUAUGGACUUGUGGUCCUGGUAGCUUGAUGGGCUGCUCUCCGGUGGACAUCUAGCUACCAUUAUUACUGCCUCCCUCUUUGUAUAGUAUCAGGUUUGUCUUACAGGGAGGGGUCAUUGGGGCUCCAUGUAGUUAGAGAAGCGGUAGUCCCUAAAUGGCCUCCUGUAAGGGUGUGGAGUCCGCUAGUCCUGAAGGAUGUCAGUCCCAUAGAGCUCAGGGAGAUGCCUCCAGUAGUCCCUGGCAUGUAGAAGCUGCAGUGUGUUCUAGAACUGUAGACGAGAUGUUGGGCCCCCUAAGUGUGGUACGGUGAGCUGGUCUCUGGUUGUAGUGGGUUGGCAGGCAAGGCUGGCACAUCCGCCCGCGGACAGGCAGCUCAGCCUUGUGCGCCUCCUGAAGCAGCACGUCUGACGCAGUCAUUCCAUUGAAGAGCGCAGACCUUUCUUUCUCCUGCCUGGAAUCAUUCCCCGGCGGCAUGCCUCUUGCUGCAAGGCGCAGAUUUGCCAAUUGAUAAUUGAAAUCUUUUAUUGUUUUUCCUCUCUACUCUGAUCAAACACUGAAAAGCUGGAGCUGUCGGAUCUCGGCCCGUAAGGAGCUGUGCGAAUGGUCCAUCUAGUGCUGUGGAAUCUAUUGCUUUCAGUAAAUGACUCGUAAUCAACUGUUUUGUAAACCUGUUUUCAUCUGGACAAACGAGCACUGUAAUUAAAGCUAGUAGAAUAAAAUCCAUCUAUUUCACAUUC